CCGUGUAUGUGUUGCAUGUGUUCAUCUGUUUCAGACGUAUUUCUGGGAGAAAAGGGUGCAGGAAGUGUGAGCUGCGAAAACCCCAAAGAUCGGGCCUUUGGAUAAGCUCGGAUGGUCCCGUUAAUUUCAGUUAAUAACUGCUAUAGUUGUAUCCCUGUUGUUUGAUCCUGCAUAACUGUAGUUUGUGUCACUAAUCACUCACUGAUGGAUGCUGACAGUAACUCCAAUGGGGUUGCGGUGAACGGCACAGCGAUGCCAACAAUGCCAUCCAAGACUCCAGUUUCGCUUCUGCAGGAGCUGUGUGCCAAGCGGGGCAUCACUCCCAAAUAUGAACUUAUCCAGGUGGAGGGCGCCGUGCACGAGCCGACCUUCCUCUACCGCGCCACGGUCGGCGAGUUCAUCGCCAGCGGUCAGGGCCAGAGCAAGAAGAAGGCCAAACACGCCGUGGCCAAGGCCGUGCUGGACAUGGUGCUCGGCAACCAGGCGGCGCCGCCGGGCGCGCCGGCGCCGGCCGCGCAGGCCGAAUCGCCGCUGGAGCAGCUCGUCUCGCCGUACGACGACGGCAUCCCCGGCAAUCCGGUGGGCCAGCUACAGGAGCUGUGCAUGGCGUACCGGUACCCACCGCCGGCCUACGAGCUGUCGGCGGAGGAGGGCCUGCCCCACGAGCGCACCUUCACCAUCGCUUGUCGCAUCGGCACCGCCUUCACCGAGACCGGUGUGGGCAAGUCGAAAAAGAUCGCCAAGCGGCAGGCGUCAAACCUGAUGCUGAGCAAGCUGCGCGAGGCGCCGCCGCUGGCUGCGGCGCCGGCGGAUGCCGCCGCUGACCCGGCCGCGUCAGAAGCUCACGACCCGCAGGCGGUACAGAAGCUGGCGGACCACUUCUCGGGCCUGAUGUCGAGUCAGAUCCCGCCGCUGACGGCGUCCAGCAGCGUGCACGUGGGACAGUUCCACCGCAACCUGAAGGCGGCCGCCGGACCGAAGCUCUUCGAGCUGCGGGAGACGGCGCCGAACCAAUCGACGUGGAACUGCGUCCAGUUCCUGCAGGAGCUGGCCUUGGAGCAGACGUUCCCAAUCACCUGGGUUGAUAUCGACGAGAAGUCAUUUGAAGAUCGCUGCCAGUGCCUGGUCCAGAUAUCGACACUGCCCGUCGCCGUCUGCUACGGCGUCGGCGACGACCCGGCUAAGGCCAAGGCCGACGCGGCGCACAACGCGCUGCAAUAUCUCAAGAUCAUGGUGAACAAGUGAGCUGCCGGUCGGGGGCGCGCGUCGGCCGAGCCCGACCCCCGGCCGAACCCGGUUCGGACGUUCGCCACCCCACCACCAGGGAAGUGACGCUCCAGCAUACAGCAGCGCCUGCUGACUGACCCGGCAGUGAGCAGCGGCGUCACCACGUGUAACCGUACAAGCGUGCCGUCAGCUUUGGGUACUGACGGCCGUCAGUUUUAGUUCGCCGCGGGACGUGUGUCCCGCGCAGUUGGUAACUCCUCGCGUCGAUGAUUGUGUGCAUUUCACAAAGAAAUGCAGCCGAUUUAACGGUGGUCGCGGUACGUUCCCUGGCCAAUUUCUGUAUUCACCGUCACAAUGAUCAACUGCUGACUGCAACCCCAAAGCUGCCAGGGAGUGGCCCAACGCUGGCCCAUGUGCAUCGACCUCGUAAUGGGAAAUCUGCGUAGUGCGCGAUCCACGCUGUUUUUCCACUUGAUGUGAUCUUCUCGGCUGGUACUUGUUGUGGUGCUAGAAAAUUCAUCGUACUGGACCGGUGCGGGGUCCGGUCGUCCGCGGCUCUUUUGUUUGUGACGUAAUUGACAACGCUGUUGCGUAAUUGAACGUUUGUUCCGAGCUUUCGCCCGCCGAUGCCGACUAUUGUCGUUUGUUACCGCGAGAUAAACGGUUUUGAAUGCUAAGCUUAAAUUGGUGACAGGCCUGGUUUCAUUGCGUUCGCCCAAAGCUCGCGUUCGCUUGCUUUAUGUGCCCCAAAACCCCAGGGUGGAAGUGACGUGGGUGCCCAGCCGCCAGUUUUGGCCAGUAGCGUAGCGGAGGCCCGAAGUUGGGGCGCGGCUCCGGUUGUAACGCGGCCAGGAGCCGAGCACCCUUCAGCUGCCAGCUGGGAAGCCACGCGUGCGCGGGCUGCGGCUCACCGCCCUCGGGUGGUGGCCUGUCGGCGUCCUGACCCGCUAGGCGGGCCAGUGGGACGCGGCGUGACCCGCGUCUCUUCUCACCUCGCUGGAAUCUGCUGCCGUCGAUUGGGCGUUGUUUUAUACCGUGUUGGUCGGCUGAGGCCCAGCCGGCGGCGAUUGCGGAAGCCGGCCGGGAGCGUCGCAGGUCACGCGUGCGCGCGCUCGCCUCCGCCGUUUGUGCGUAUUGUGUACCGUGUAGAGGGCGCGGCGGCCGCGCCGGCGCCCCGCUGUACCGGCCGGCCAGCCGCGCCCGCGUGCUGGCGCCGAUGGCUCUGAGUUUGUUCGCGCCAGGUGUGAGGCCCCUGACUAACCGCGCAGCCGCGCGCUGCCGCUCUCCCCUCUCCCCUCUGUCCCCGCUCUCUCCGCUCUCGUGCGUACCGAGCACCUGGCACCUACCAACGCAGAGGCAGCUGGCCUCGAGCAGCCAUUGUGAUCCAGUCGGGGCCCGCGCUGGUGGGCCCAGACCGCGCGCGCCUGCCGCCGGUCUGGGCGCGUGUAGCACGAGCCGUGACUGCAAACCGCCGCCAGACGGCGGGUCCGGCACUGCCCGGCCGGCGCGCCGGGCCCGGAGACGGCCUCAUGGUGUCGGUCUCGUGACCUGGCGGCACCUCUAGUCCUGCGGACUCAGCUGUGAACCGACGUUGUGCUGCGCGCGCGUGUGCGUGUGCGUGUGCGUGUCAGAGUGCAUAUGUGUAAUAUAGGUGGCA
Pollicipes pollicipes is the source of this 2884-nucleotide messenger RNA. Its product is annotated as RISC-loading complex subunit tarbp2. Gene Ontology annotation, cellular component: RISC complex; RISC-loading complex; cytoplasm. Bases 205 to 1245 code for a protein of 346 amino acids. Gene Ontology annotation, molecular function: siRNA binding; double-stranded RNA binding. The transcript has 7 exons. The record is from RefSeq and is a predicted model, not a curated record. NCBI's taxonomy places the organism in Eukaryota, Metazoa, Arthropoda, Thecostraca, Pollicipedomorpha, Pollicipedidae. Gene Ontology annotation, biological process: regulation of regulatory ncRNA processing; siRNA processing.